Messenger RNA from Gopherus evgoodei (Goodes thornscrub tortoise), 4892 nucleotides. RefSeq names its product cell division cycle 14A (gene CDC14A). Lineage: Eukaryota; Metazoa; Chordata; Testudines; Testudinidae. The transcript has 16 exons. Gene Ontology annotation, molecular function: protein serine/threonine phosphatase activity; protein tyrosine/serine/threonine phosphatase activity. Gene Ontology annotation, biological process: cilium assembly; protein dephosphorylation; regulation of exit from mitosis. The record is from RefSeq and is a predicted model, not a curated record. Gene Ontology annotation, cellular component: centrosome; mitotic spindle; spindle pole. The coding region runs from base 1043 to 2875 and encodes 610 amino acids.
CAGGGCUGGGGGCAAACAAACUCGGCGGGGGUUGAAGGGGCGCCUGGGAAGAGCCUGCACCGGAGAAGAAGCGAUGCGCGCCCUGCCGCGGGUCUGCGUAUCCGAGAAGGGCCCCGGCGCGUCCACCCAGAGACUUCAAAAGUGCCCGUGGAAGUUUUCACACUUACUUCCCAGCCAACCUUUCGCAGCCCCGCCGCACGCAGCUGGGGGCCGAGCCCAGCCCGCUCAACCACCCAACCGAGGGGCGGGUUUGGGGGGCGGCCUCACAACCGUUCCCUGCCACUGGCUACGAACACGGGCGCUCCUAAUUGGUUGAUCGCGCUGUCCAUCAGACUGAGGGGUCAGUCCAGUCGAUGGCGCUGAGGAAACCUAGGCUCUACCCGCACGCGCUAGAUCGAGGGUGCUCGCCGCCUGUAACCGAGGCGCUUCCACCCCGCGGUGCUGGAGCCCCUGCAGCCUCCCAGGCCGUCCUCGGCUCGGCUCGGCUCUGCUCUCCAUGAUGCUAGUGCGGAGCUCGGGGGCUCUCCGGCAUCACCCUGAGGGAGGCUGCCGGGGGGUUGAGGAGCGUGGGGCGGGCGGGGCUGAGUGUAAGGAGUCUCCGAGGGGGCGGAGAAGAGGAUCCGCUUGCAGCCUUUAAGGCAGCGGGAGGAGCAGCCCUGGGGCUCUGAGGGAGGAGCGGAGGCGAGGCGGGGCGGGGCACCGGUCUCUGCUCCCUCCCCCGGCGCUAGGUCCGGUGUAACAAAGCCUUGGUAACGGGGUUGCUAGUGCGCUGGUCGGUGCCUGGUAACCAGGCGCUGCUCCUUUAAGCGGGGGGUGUUGCCUUGCCGGAGGGCGGGGAAGAUCCGAAGUGCCCUUCGGCGCCCGUCAGCCCUGUGCCAGAGCUGGCAACUCCCCCCGUCCCCAUUCUCACUCCCAUGCGGGCGCUGGGGACGACAGCACUCUGGGCAGCGCGGCCGCAGGCAGGCGGCUCCUCUCGGUGUGUCCUGGGGGCUCCCUGUCUGCUGAGCCCGCGCAGGUCCCGCCGGAGUCGCCCCCGGGUCCCAUGAGUUCAGAGCUGCUCCGCGCCCUCUUUAAGAUGGAGCCGGCUCCGUCCGCCUCCGAGUUGCUGGUGGGAGCUUCCGAGUUCCUGAAAGAUCGAUUAUAUUUUGCUACUUUACGGAAUAAACCCAAAAGCACAGUAAAUACCCACUAUUUCUGUACCGAUGAGGAGCUGGUCUAUGAAAAUUUCUAUGCAGAUUUUGGACCUUUAAACUUGGCGAUGUUGUACAGAUACUGCUGCAAACUAAAUAAGAAGCUAAAGUCUUUCAGUCUAUCAAGAAAGAAAAUAGUCCACUAUACCAGUUUUGAUCAGCGGAAACGAGCAAAUGCAGCAUUUUUAAUAGGGUCAUAUGCAGUAAUUUACUUAAAGAAAACACCAGAAGAAGCAUACAGAGCACUUUUAUCUGGAUCUAAUCCACCAUAUCUUCCAUUUAGGGAUGCCUCAUUUGGGAACUGCACAUACAAUCUCACAAUCCUGGAUUGCUUGCAGGGAAUAAAAAAGGCCUUUCAGCAUGGUUUUUUUGAUUUUAAGACAUUUGAUGUGGAUGAGUAUGAACACUAUGAGCGGGUAGAAAAUGGUGACUUCAACUGGAUUGUUCCAGGAAAAUUUUUAGCAUUUAGUGGACCUCAUCCAAAAACCAAAAUUGAAAAUGGUUAUCCUCUUCAUGCACCUGAAGCCUACUUUCCCUAUUUCAGGAAGCACAAUGUCACAUCAAUCAUAAGACUAAACAAAAAGAUCUAUGAGGCAAAACGUUUUACAGAUGCUGGCUUUGAGCAUUAUGACCUGUUCUUCAUAGAUGGAAGCACGCCAAGUGACAAUAUAGUGCGACGGUUCUUGAACAUCUGCGAGAAUGCUGAAGGUGCUAUAGCUGUACACUGUAAAGCUGGUCUGGGGAGAACAGGAACAUUGAUAGCCUGUUACAUAAUGAAACACUAUAGGUUCACACAUGCUGAAGUCAUUGCUUGGAUUAGAAUAUGUCGACCAGGCUCUAUUAUAGGGCCCCAGCAGCACUUUUUGGAAGAGAAGCAAGCAGCAUUGUGGAUCCAAGGAGACUUCUGCCGAUCCAAACAGAAACAACGAUCAGCUGAUGAUGGAACUGUGAAAAAAAUUAUUUCUGGCUUGGAUGAUCUUUCAAUCAGUGGGAGUUUUAGUAAAGUACAAAACUUGGAUCAGUGUGUGGAGAAUGACUUUGAAGACAAUGCAGAGUUGGAAUCUAAGAAUGGCAUGACACAGGGAGAUAAACUUCGUGCCUUAAAAAGUCAGAGACAGCCGCGAUCUGCUACAACUGGUGCUCUUAGGCUGGAAGAUAUGAAAUUGCACACCAGAUCAAUAUCACAAUCUUUCAGAUUGAAUAGUUCAAGUACUACACAAGGGUUCAUGUCUCCUCUGAAGUCCUCCAAGGUGGCAGCAGCUGUUUCACCAUUUGCAAAUAGAAUAAGCAGAAGCCCUACGUCCUUAGGAUCUAAUUUAAAAAGCGUUUCCGUAAACUCCAGGCUAGGCAGUUCUCUAGGGAACCUGUAUGCCGCUUCAGAUGAUACAGAGAGCAAAAUGAUGUCGUCAUCCUCUAGGACAGGUUUUUCUGUAAACCAUAUCUCCAGUCAUUUGAAUGGCAGCUUGCAGCUGCCUACCAGAAAUUCCCAUGAGCUGAACAACAACCUGUACAACAGAAGCAGCAAUAAUGGCACCAACCUCAACAGUCAUGCCAUUUCUCAUGGCACCGGGACAGAUGACAACUGCAGCAUCUACCAACCCUCCUUUAUGGGGUUAACUGCUUCUCCGGCACGAUACCUGAGUCGUUCAAUUCCUUCCCUUCAGUCUGAAUAUGAUCAGUACUAAAGCCUUGCUGCUUCGAUGAAAGCUAUUCAACUCUUAAAAUCCCAUUUCUUCAUGGAGGAGCAAUGUUGAGGGAAAGAAACUGCUCACUGAGAGGAGAACGCUUCAUCCCUAGAUACAUUAAAACAUUAAACUAAGACACCCAACAGAGACUUUGAACAGCCAGAGAUUUCUGAUUAAUGACUACUGCAAAUGCACUGAAGUUAAAAUUUUCCAGCUGUAUACAAAAUUGUUGCAAUUUUCAUAAAUUUAAAGUUGACACUGACUUGAGGAUAUUUCUAAUGGAUUUCAAUAAUACAUUUAUAAUUACAUUUGUGUACACAGUGUUACAAUAUGUAUGUAUUAAGAAAAAGUAUUUUGGUAAAAUAUAAAUCUAUAUAUAAUUAUGUAAAAAUUAGAAUAUAUUUUGAUUUAGGUUUCUUCACUUUGCUACCAAAAAUAUAUAUUUUUAAAUAUAUUUUAAAGUUUAUCUACAGUGUAUGAAAACAUUUUAUGAACAAAACCAUUUUGGGUUUUAUUUAUGGGUCCACUGUUACUGCUUCAAGUUCAGUUUGUUUUUAGCAACUAAUCUGCUUUAAGUAAUUUAGUUGGAAAGCUAGUUAGUUGCAUCAUCUGAGAGAGCUUGGUAUAUCAUCAAGUUUUCCUUUCAGCUGUCAGCUGCUAAUGUUCCAUAUGGUUAUCCUAAAAGGAACUUAAAAUAGCUACUUGUGGAUUAGGGAAAACCCAACAUUCCUAUCAUAUGUCCUCCCUUUGAAAGCAAAAAUAAUAUAGCUAAUAAUUAUGCUAUAUUACUAACAUUUUCCUCUGAUAAUUUAUUUUAAAGGAAUGUUUUACUUUUUGCUUUUUACUUUCAGCAUUGCUAAAUGUGUGUACCAUUUGGUCUAGCCUAUAGUUACAUUUGUGUUGUAGCAGUUUUAAAAUUGAACAUAAAUCAGAAUUAACCUUCUGCUGUGCAUUUAAACGGCAUGAAAAGAGAGGCUAAAUUCAGAACAGACAUAAGCAGCGCAAUUCCAUUGAAUGGGGUGGAGUUGCACACCUGCUUAUAACAAUGGCCACGUGUGCAACUUGGGUGGCAAAAAAUGUUGCCACAGAUUUAUACAUGGAAGGAAAAAAUUAUUUGCACUACAGUUUGCAAGUGAAUUAAUAUCUUUUCUAGACAUUUUCUCAACUAUACUCUAUUGUUAGCUAUUAAUUAUUGUUACAUCACAAGCUAAUUUCACCAGUGGUACAGACAACCUUGGACUUGUAGAUCUACUUAGAGUUAAUUAGGAAUAAAACUUACGGAAAGCAUUUCAAAAAAUGUUAGCAGAUGAGGUUUGUAGUACUUUACUAUCACAGAACUAUUUCUCCUAUAUUUAUAGGAGAAAGUGUCUUGGUGAUAUCAUCAUGUACAUAUAUCUGCAAAAAAAGUGCUUUAGAAAAAAAUGCACUAAUUUGAUUCUGAAAUGAAUGAUCAGUAAAAUUCAGAAUGCAGGAAUAAAACAUAGACUUGUCAGCUACAAGUCUUUUCACUUGUUACAGAAAGCCGAGGAGGAAAUAUUAGGCUAAAUGUUCAGUCUUCAUUGUUAAAAUACACUGAGUGGACUAACCUGAGUAAAAAUAUAGGUAGGCCCUGGGAGAGGGAAGGGGGGCAGCAAAUGAAGUUAUGAUGAUUUAAGGUUUUAUUGCGAAAAAAAUCAUAAGUUUAGAUCACAUUUUGAAGGGAAAUAGUCAUAAUGAACAUCCCUAUAGUUAUAUAAACCAUGUUGAAUGCAGCUAUUUAAAUCACUGAAUAAAAUUUACAUGCAAUAGCCUUGUGUAUAUGUGACAUAUACACACACCAAGUAGCAUAUGUUUGUGUGCAUAUAUAGACACAUGAUAUACUGUAUAUGAAUGAUUGUUAGGUUAAUUGUAAGGUAAUUCUACCUCCUAUAAACUUGUUUGUAUUUUGUUAUGAAUAGUUUUCCCUCAUAAAAAUACAUAUUUUCUAUUUUGAAGUGUAGACACACUGCUAAUCAACAAUAAAAAAAUGCAAUGCUUA